Suillus fuscotomentosus is the source of this 546-nucleotide messenger RNA. RefSeq lists its product as uncharacterized. The transcript is spliced from 3 exons. Lineage: Eukaryota; Fungi; Basidiomycota; Agaricomycetes; Boletales; Suillaceae. The record is from RefSeq and is a predicted model, not a curated record. The coding region runs from base 1 to 546 and encodes 181 amino acids.
AUGCGCAAAGCAAUAGGCAGCUCACCAGUAUCAAGUGGUUCUGGUAUUUGCUUCUUUCCAGACACCAGUCCGCCUAGAUCCUCUACGCCUCCCACCUCUCCGGUGCUAAUCAGCUCUCCUAUAGUGAAAAGUAGCUGUCCUACCUUGAACCCAAACAAUGCUGUCCAUAGACCUACCCUUGACAAGGGUAUAUCAAUCAUUGAAGAUAAACAAGGUUAUCACAAUAAGCGUGGAUACAUGCAGUAUGACUUAUUUCCGGGCGAACCUGAAGUUCAUUCUGGAGAAGUUCCUUCUUCUCCUACGAAGAAAAGAAAGACACUGAAAACAUCACUGAAUUCCCCUGCGUGCUCUUCGGAAAUUUCAAAUUAUUUCACAGAACGCAUGCUCGAGCUCUCCUGGGUCACCCGUCGGGUCAUUGCUGCAAAAGUCCGAUACCAACGCCUCCACUCGAUAGAAUUGGAACUGAUCAAAUCCAUCAAUGAUGACGAACUCAAAAUCACCCGGAAAGAGCUGACUGCAACCGAUUUGCAGAUAGGCUCCCUUUGA